AGUGUGUUAUCAACAAUCCCCAAUUCGGCAAAGAAAUUAGGGAAAAGUUUUUAGUGCCACAAAAAAAGUGAGCUAAAAAAAAAUUUCGGUACCUUUACUUUAAGGGGACACUACCUCACAACAGCAUUCCACUAUAAAACACGAGACAAGAAUAGGCCAAUUCCCGGUUAAGUCUGGACUCGCUAAAAUAUGACAUUUGACGACAUCUUCUAAUGUGAAACUCAAGUCAUGUCAAAACCUGUCUUGUAAGUAAGCAAAUACUCGUAAAAUACCACGGUGUCAAGGUAACCAACAUUGCUUGGCCUGCGUAUCAUCACCACAUUAUUAUUUACCCAAAAACAGGAAAACUCUAUAUCUGACAGGGUUUACGAACAACAAAUUAUUAUUACAGAAUGCUAAACAAAGAAUUUUAAAUCGUACCCUGCCACCCCUUUUCUGCACGCUUGCUUAAAUUCCUGAUCUCCGCCACCCGUCUUUCCAACAUUUCACUCUCGGAGGCUAUUUUUGAAAUUACGCUUGGUUUCGUUUAGCUCGACUGUUCUCUUAUAACAGACGUAAAAUACGACCUUUUUUUUUUGCUAGACGAUCACACGCAUGUGUUCACAAACAACAAUAAUCCAGUACACCAUGGUGACACAACUACCCAUUAAACGACUAUAUGAUCCUAAAACCAAGAAGCUCAGGAAGUCAAUAGUGUUCCCACGGGUUAAUGAGGUCGCCAAGACCCAUCCUAGCUCAUACCAGGAGAAAAUAACUGUAAAGAUAAAAAUGACGGGGAUAAAUUAUGAACUCGAUUUCAUUGAUGACUGCGACGUGGUUGUGCCCGGAAAAGGUAUGGUAGUCAAGAUUAGUUCGAUUCCUCCAAGCAUCGAAUCAGUAUUGGCGUAUAACCCAAAGCAGAAAUAUUUGGUGUUUCCUUAUACAACUUGCAAAUUGGAAAAUCAACAUCUCGAAGAGUCGUGCGAGUGCCAUUUGGUCUAUGGAAAAGACCUUGAUGGAGGAUUACAAGAAUUCCUCGAUGUCCCACAUCAAUUGUUGAUACCUAUACCUCAAAAUAUAAGUAUACACGAUGUAUGUUUCGUGACAGAAAUUCUUCUUCCAUUUUAUAACAAUUUGAAUAAAGUGCACUUGAAUUCUGCCAAUUCCAAAACCCUCAUUCUUCUCAAUGACAUCCGUAAAGAAAUCAAUGAAAUACUAAUCAUCAUCAAACACUUCAACAUUCCGCAAUCUUCCAUCGUAUUUCUUGAUAAUUACACUAUCUCCAAGCUAAAAUAUCCAUCAAUGUAUUCGGGGAGAUUCCAGACUGUUUUCUGUUUCAACAAAUCGCUUCAGAAAUUCGCCGAGUUCAGCUGUAUAUCAACGGGGAUAGAGCUAACAAAGGCGAAAUACAACAUUUUUGCCAAUUUUCCCAUCACCCAACAAUCAACCGAUAGAACCUACCAUUCAAUGGUGCCGACAUUCCACGAUAAGCUAGCAUGUCAGGAAGUAUUGGAUAUAUUAGCACAAUUGAACACGGAACAAGAAGGACUUUCCAACACCACCUUAACCAACGUGAAACUGUCCUCCGACACAAAUUCCAGCUCAACUUCAUCCUCAUCAACACUAACAUCGACAUCGGCACCUCAUUUUGCCUGGAUUUGGCACGAGAAAGACUAUGAUUUGAUCAAUUUUGAAGAUCUCGACGUCGACAGCGAUCCCAAACACCAACGCACAUAUCAAACAAUUGACGAUAUGAACCGACUAAUUCGAUCCACUGAUUUAUGUAGAAUAUGUUAUAUUAGCCGAUCUUACAAAAAGAAGAACUCGACUCUCUUUUUGCUGGUGUGUAAGUUUUUUUUUUUU
Molecule: messenger RNA, 1842 nt
Organism: Spathaspora passalidarum NRRL Y-27907
Lineage: Eukaryota; Fungi; Ascomycota; Pichiomycetes; Serinales; Debaryomycetaceae
Exons: 1
Source: RefSeq, a predicted model, not a curated record